UUUCAGGUCCAUGGGCUGUUGCUGCAUUCAAGAAUCAGUUAGUGAUUGUAGAUGAGACCAACUCUGUCAAGAUGUACAAUAGGAAUGGCAACAAGAUGUUUGAAUUCCACACAGUGCCUCAUAGUGAAGUGGGCAAGACAUCAGUAAACCUUGUGAGUGUAGCAGUCAUAAAGGAUACAAUCAUGGUCGGGGAUUGGAAGAGGUUAGUUAUAACUAAACACAGAUCCAGUGAUGGUUCACUGAUAGACACUGUUACAGUUCAGACUAAACCUUGGUACUUGGCCAUUGACAGCAAGGACAGAGUUGUAGUCAGUGGGAGCAGUCAACAACAAGUAGACAUUGUUGGAGUCGAUGGUGGUACACUUAUCAGCAUCUAUCCAAAGAUCAAUAGUCAACAGGUUAAAUACUGCACAGGUGUAUGCUGUGACAGCUCAGCUAUCUACAUUGCAGUGCGCAAUGGGGAUUGCAACACUGGUCAUAUUCAUCGGUAUGACACUCAGGGUAGAUUUCUCAGCUGUAUUGCUCAGGGUCUGCACAGCCCACAUGGAAUCUCAUUGACAUCAGAUGGUCAGCAGCUUGCAGUGGCAGACUGGGAAUCAGUGAAGAUUUAUAACAAGGUGUAAUGUUAUCUGAUUAUGAUGAUACUGGUAAGAGAAAUAAAUGCUACAAGUACAACAUGUACAUUGACAUGUAAUGACCACAGAGUGUCCAUACAGCUCAAUAAAAAUCAAUCAAGAAUUCGAAAAGAUGUGUGUUAUUCAUUCUUUAAUCAAACAAACAUCUUAUCAGUUUAAAUUGGAAACUCACUUUUAGUUUAAUAGAUCAAUAAUAUCAGUUAAACAUCCACACAAUUGUUUAAUUCAAACCUUAACAUAGUGAACUCUUAGUAGUGUUGAAUUAACUUUUCUUAAAACACCAACAAAUGUGUUGACAUGUGAAUGGACAUGCAGGCUUUCACUGGGAAGAAUUUUACUUGAUUCAUUUACAGUUUUUUUUCUCCCUAAACCACCCUCAGGUUCUUCCAUGAGAAAUGUUACCAGCCUUUGCCCUGCCAUUUUUUUUAUGAUAUUGGAGAGUAAUUCAACACUGUUCAGUAUAAGCCUGCAUGUCCAUUCCAAUAUUUAUGGGUGGUUUGAGGUUCUGAAAAGAUUUACAACUACUCUGAAAAAGUGUUAAUGUAACGGUAGAAGAGUGCUCCCUUUAUUGUUGUUCCUGUCCCAUUCAAGAUUGACCAUGUAUACUUUAAUGACUUGUAAUCAGAAAAUAACAUCUCUGUUAGUUGAGUAGAAUUUGUUUUCAUACUAUCAACGUUGAUUUAUAAAAGAACAACUGUUUUACCUUGUUAUCCAUUAUCUUUCUCUACUAUCUAACCAAUCUUAACUUCAGGAUUUUAUAUGAUUUCGUUUUUAUGUAUUAAAAAUGCCAACAAAAUGUUCCACACAGGGAUCAUACAAUUGUGACGGUAGAAAUUGUCUAUUCAAGAUUGACAAAGUCUACUUCAUUGAUUUGUAAUCAGAAAUAUAACAUGCUGUGUUAGUUGAGCAGAAUUCAUUUUAUAAACAUCAUGGUUGACUUGCAAAGGAACAAUAGUUUACUUUGUUUAUUGUUAUGUUCUUAUAAUGCUCUAUGGCCUAAUUGUAUUGUAUUCUAAUGUAAUACGUUUGUAGUAUUUGUUGUUGAAUAUAAUAGUAAGCAAACAAAUUGCAGAUCAGCCAAAAUAAUGAGGAGCAUUGAAAGGUCAACUCUGAUACCAAUUUUUAAACAAUUACCAGAAAGACUUUGCAACAGACAUCAACUGAAAACACAUUUUACAUUGUUUCUAACCUGUUGCUAGUCGGCUCUUGUGUAAUUUAUGAAUAGACAGAUAUUUUUAGUUCAUUAAACUUAACUUGAUUGUUGCUCUGAUAUACAAAGUUUGAAAUCCUACUUGUAUGUAGUUGUUGACCAACUUACUGACACUACAAUCUGAGAAUGAGUAAAUACGGAGUUCCCCCAACUUGCCUGAUAAGCUGGAUGGCUUUAUACUAAGCACUCUAAAUACUCCUGGAUGACCCUGAAUGUGGGUCAGAUUGAUCCAAACAUGGGUCAGGUCUAAUUGGAUCUAGAGUCAGGAUGAGUAAUCAUGGAGUUCCUCCAACUUGCCUGGUAAGCUGGAUGGCUUUAUACUAAGCACUCUUAAUACUCCUGGAUGACCCUGAAUGUGGGUCAGAUUGAUCCAAACAUUGGUCAGGUCUAAUUGCAUCUAGAGUCAGGGUCAGUUCUGAGUCAGGAGUUUUUAGAGUACAUGGCAACUGUGAAGUAGGUUUGCUCUUGUAGACACAAUUAAUAGUCUGAUCAUGGUGUGGAAAAAGUAGGACUAGAAAUAUUUGACUCAUUUGUUUGGUAUUAACCAAUGAAGGAAGUUAAGUCUAUUUUCUAUAAUCAAGAUUUUUUUUCUGUAGUUAGUAAAAAGAAGUUU
Messenger RNA from Asterias rubens (European starfish), 2458 nucleotides. RefSeq lists its product as uncharacterized. Gene Ontology annotation, biological process: proteasome-mediated ubiquitin-dependent protein catabolic process; protein polyubiquitination; negative regulation of translation. Bases 72 to 623 code for a protein of 183 amino acids. Gene Ontology annotation, molecular function: ubiquitin protein ligase activity; translation repressor activity. Lineage: Eukaryota; Metazoa; Echinodermata; Asteroidea; Forcipulatida; Asteriidae. The record is from RefSeq and is a predicted model, not a curated record. The transcript has a single exon.